CUGUUCUCUCUUUUCUUGCUGGCCUGCUGCGUGGAGGAGAGUUGGCUACUCUCUCUCCGUGCAAUCUGGAUCCAUCCUUCUUUCUGGAGCGAUCCCCGAGGUCAAGUCGUCAUGACUGAACAGAUGACCCUUCGGGGUACCCUUAAAGGCCACAAUGGCUGGGUGACCCAGAUCGCCACGACUCCUCAGUUCCCAGACAUGAUCCUGUCAGCCUCCCGAGAUAAGACCAUUAUCAUGUGGAAGCUAACCAGAGAUGAAACAAAUUAUGGGAUCCCUCAGCGUGCCCUCAGAGGUCACUCACAUUUUGUUAGUGAUGUGGUCAUUUCCUCCGAUGGCCAGUUUGCACUCUCGGGCUCCUGGGAUGGUACACUAAGACUGUGGGAUCUCACAACUGGCACCACCACCCGGCGUUUUGUUGGUCACACCAAGGAUGUGCUGAGUGUAGCCUUCUCUUCAGACAAUCGCCAGAUUGUCUCUGGUUCCCGGGAUAAGACUAUCAAGCUGUGGAAUACCCUGGGUGUCUGUAAAUACACUGUGCAGGAUGAGAGCCACUCAGAGUGGGUGUCUUGUGUCCGUUUUUCACCCAAUAGCAGCAAUCCUAUCAUUGUUUCCUGUGGCUGGGACAAAUUGGUCAAGGUUUGGAACUUGGCCAACUGCAAACUGAAGACAAACCACAUUGGCCACACAGGUUACCUAAACACAGUUACAGUUUCUCCUGAUGGUUCUCUUUGUGCCUCUGGAGGGAAGGAUGGUCAGGCCAUGCUGUGGGACCUUAAUGAGGGUAAGCACCUCUAUACUCUGGAUGGUGGUGAUAUAAUAAAUGCCCUCUGCUUCAGCCCCAAUCGCUACUGGCUCUGUGCUGCCACUGGGCCCAGCAUUAAGAUCUGGGACCUCGAGGGCAAAAUCAUUGUGGAUGAGCUUAAACAAGAAGUGAUCAGCACCAGCAGCAAGGCUGAGCCUCCCCAGUGCACUUCCUUAGCCUGGUCUGCUGAUGGCCAGACUCUCUUUGCUGGAUACACAGACAACUUGGUACGGGUGUGGCAAGUGACCAUUGGCACUCGGUAAAAGGGUCAAUCGUAACUUGAUAUUUUGAAAUAAAGACAUUAAUUUUUGCCUUCAAAAAAA
Antechinus flavipes (yellow-footed antechinus) is the source of this 1125-nucleotide messenger RNA. It is a transcript of the gene RACK1, whose product is annotated as receptor for activated C kinase 1. Gene Ontology annotation, biological process: positive regulation of protein phosphorylation; rescue of stalled cytosolic ribosome. Gene Ontology annotation, cellular component: cytosol; nucleus. Gene Ontology annotation, molecular function: protein kinase C binding; ribosome binding; translation regulator activity. The record is from RefSeq and is a predicted model, not a curated record. Lineage: Eukaryota; Metazoa; Chordata; Mammalia; Dasyuromorphia; Dasyuridae. Bases 112 to 1065 code for a protein of 317 amino acids. The transcript is spliced from 8 exons.